Messenger RNA from Adelges cooleyi (spruce gall adelgid), 1800 nucleotides. RefSeq names its product maspardin-like. Bases 114 to 1013 code for a protein of 299 amino acids. The record is from RefSeq and is a predicted model, not a curated record. NCBI's taxonomy places the organism in Eukaryota, Metazoa, Arthropoda, Insecta, Hemiptera, Adelgidae. The transcript has 7 exons.
GUUUCAUUUCGUAUAACUCUCGCCGCGGUUGUGCAACAAGUUGUUUUUCCGAUUGUUUUCUAUGCGUUAAACGAACGUGUACGCCGUUUAACUUGAACAAACUUGAGAGCAUUAUGAGUUAUUCUAGUCGAAUCGCACAAUCGCCCGAGUAUACCAGCUUCAGGAGUAACGUGCCGCUCAAGAAAAUCUUAUUGGACGACGCGUCUAACAAGGGAUGGCGAGUGUACGAUACGGGACCGCGAUCUGUCGAAACCCCAUUGGUUUUCCUGCAUCCGGUCAGUGGCACGGCCGAAAUAUAUUUCAAACAGUUGCUUUCGCUAAGCGCAAAAGGUUAUAGAGUGAUAUCGGCAGAAAACCCGCCUUACUGGAGCGUAACCGAAUGGUGCGAAGGAUUCAUGCAGCUUUUAGACCAUAUGGACAUAAAAAACAUACACCUAUUUGGCGCUUCCUUAGGUGGUUUUUUGGCGCAAAAAUUCGUCGAGUUUUCAACGAUUGUACACCAACCAAAAGUCGUGUCUCUAUUUCUGUGCAAUACGUUCACGGAAACUUCUAUUUUUAAAUACAAAGAAGCUGCUGUACUAUUUUGGAUUUUGCCCGCAAUAGUACUGAAAAAAAUGGUUUUAACAAAUUUCACUUCGAGAGAGGCUUAUCAUGAUACGCAAAUCGUAGACUCGAUAGAUUUCAUGGUCGAACUGAUCGAGUCACUGUCUCAAGCGGACUUGGCCUCUCGUCUGACGAUGAACUGUUUGAACAGCCGAGUCAACACCUCAUUGAUGAGAGGCUUGAAAACCGUCACCAUAAUGGACGUGUUCGAUAAUUACGCCUUGGGUUCACCCGUCAAAGAAAAAGUCUACAAAGAAUAUCCGGAUGCCAAGUUGGCACAGCUCAAAUCCGGUGGCAAUUUUCCGUAUCUCAGUCGCAGCGACGAAGUCAAUUUACAUUUACAGAUUCACCUAAGACAAUUUGACGGUACCCCUUUCAGUGCAAGCGACAAUCUUCCCAUUAACGAAUGAUACGAAAAAUUCUAAGAAGUCGUUCACCGAAUAUAAUAUAUUUUAUACAAGUUGAAAAUAGCUCAAUUUUUAUACAGGCCAACGUACUGAUUUUGAAUAAUAUGCGCUGUAAACAUUGAAUUUCAACAACUAGAUAAUAUUAUACUUUACACUGUUCGUUUUAUGACAAUGUUUUUUCCUCUAUUUUUUUUUAUAUAAUUAAUUAAUUAAUUUUUAUUUACUUUUGAGACUUAUUUUUUUUUUUUUAAACUUGUGAUUUAAAUGAUUAUUUCUUUUUUAUGAAAACCACACGUAUAAUAACACUAAAUUAAAUUAAUAUUCACAUUAAAGAAGAAUGGUUGGAUUUUUUGGAUAAAUAGAUAAAAUAGGUAUAUAUAUAUAUAUUUCUGCUUCAAAUACACUUGUACAAAUUCAAUAUCAUGUAAAUUAAAUAUCAUUGAAAACUACUCAACAACUAUACUAUACUAUUAAUUAAUCAAUGACAAAAUAUAUACACAGAUAUUUAGCGAGUGUUAUUUUCUAUUUAUAUUGUUUAAUUUUAAGUGUUUUUUUGAUUGUAAAAAUAAUAAAAAUAAAAGCGUUAGUUUUUUUAUUUUGUCUAAUACAAUUUUGUUAUAUUUUUGUUAUUAUAUUUUAUUUAUUUCAUUAUAUUAAAACGAAUACGACGGUUGAACUCAACUUUAUUAUAAUGCCAAAGUCUAGGUGAUGGAGGAAUAUUGUAUGGUAAUUAUGUUUGUACAUUUUAUUGCUUUUUUUCAUAAUAAACAACAUAAUUUGUGUCAAUUAA